Molecule: messenger RNA, 1541 nt
Organism: Paramecium sonneborni
Lineage: Eukaryota; Ciliophora; Oligohymenophorea; Peniculida; Parameciidae
Source: the annotation of a GenBank genome assembly
AUGAUAUAUAUUAUUUUAGGAAUACUCGCUCUAAUCUAUUUAAUAACACAGCCAUUACUAAUUGUUAUCUAUUUCAAAAUGAAAUAUGGGAAAAGAGUAAUAAUUCAAUACUAUCCAAUGUUGGGAUUGCUUCGUUCUUUAAGUCAAUCAAGAGUAAUAAAUGGAGAUGCAUUUGAAGCCUUUUCUGUACUGAUAAAAAAUAAUAGAUAAGCAGACAUAUUAGUUAGUAAUUUAUUAUUUCGACCAUUGAUAAUAUUCUUGAAACCAAAAUAUUAUCGAAUAAUUAUGCAAUAACAUUAAGAUUAUAGGAAAUUCCCCAUGAUAGUCGAUAAGAGAUUGGUAUCAAAAGGAAUGUUAAUGGAAGGGGGAUCAAAGUGGAAAUAGUAAAGAAACCUUUUAGGAGUUCAUUUUGAAUAUAACAAACUAAUUAAUCUAAUACCAAUGAUAAAUGAUGUGGCUUAAAAGAAAUUAAUAAAUUUACCAAACUCUAUAUUUCCAGCUAUGAAUUUAGCUUCUUCAAUAACAGGUGAAGUUGUACUUAGAGCAUUUUUUGGUGAGGAUAUUGCAAAAUUAAGCUUAAAUGGACAAGACCCAUCAUAAUGUGUUACUUAAUUAAUAACUAGAUUUGGAUAAUUAAUUACUGAAUCUCGAUUCUUUUAAAUUAAAAGAGCAUUAUUUGAAGAGAAAGUUUUUAGUUUAUUUCCAAGACAAAUAGAAAAAGAUCUUUAUGAGAUGAAUACUAUUAUGUUGGAUCAUAUGAAAAAGGCAAUAUAAAGUAGAAUGGAAAAAUUAAAGAAUUGUAAAAAUUUUGUUCAUCAAGAUUAUCUUGAUGUUUAUUUAGAUGUUUAUCUAAAUAAAAAUGAUUAAAUGAAUCCUCCAAUAACAGAAGAUGAAAUUUUAUAAUAAUCAAUUACAUUAUAUUUUGCAGGAACUGAAACUACAGCAAAUUUAGUAACUACAGCUUGUUAUUUCUUGGCUGAACAUUAAUAACUUUAGGAAGAAAUAUAUUAAGAAAUAAUUGAAGUAUUAAAUGGAGAAUAAACAAUUACAGCAAAGCAUUUACAAAAUCUUUAAAAAGUUACAGGAUUUUUGAUGGAAUGUCUUCGAUUAAAACCAGUUGCUCCUAUGUUAAUAUCUAAAUAGGCAUUAAAAGAUUUAUAUAUAGAGGAUAUAUUUAUAAAAAAAGGUACAAAUGUAUAUAAUAUUAAUUUUUAGGAUGGUAUGUCAAUUAUAUGGUUUUAUCUAAUGCUUAAAAUUAAGAAUUCUUUUAAAAUCCAAAAAAUAUUGAUAUUAAAAGAUGGAAAGCAGACGGAACUCUUAAAGAUUCAUCUAUAGAUCCAUUUGCUUUUGUACCUUUUUCUGCUGGAGGUAGAAAUUGCAUAGGAUAAUAUCUUGCUUUAAUUGAAAGCAAAAUUGUCAUAUCAAAAAUACUUUUAUUAUAUAGAUUGAAAUUAAAUGAAAAAAUCAUAAGAACUGAAUGGAUAGCUAAAAUUACUUAUGGUUUAUCAAAUCAGGAUUAUUUAACAUGGGAGAAAAGAUGA